Messenger RNA from Camelus dromedarius (Arabian camel), 489 nucleotides. Its product is annotated as serum basic protease inhibitor-like. Gene Ontology annotation, molecular function: serine-type endopeptidase inhibitor activity. Bases 208 to 489 code for a protein of 93 amino acids. The record is from RefSeq and is a predicted model, not a curated record. The transcript has 3 exons. NCBI's taxonomy places the organism in Eukaryota, Metazoa, Chordata, Mammalia, Artiodactyla, Camelidae.
CUCAGGCGCAGAGAAAACAGGCGUGUGCCCUGCGCUAGAGGCGGAUGUGAACUGUAUGAAGAAGAGCCUGACAGAUGUGGAAUGCGCUGACAACCUCAAGUGCUGCCGGCCAGCUGCUCUACCGUCUGCCAGAUGCCCAGCGCGGGGAUGUGAAAAGCUCUGUCAGCCCCCAGCCCUCCUCAGAAGCCCUCCUGCAAGGCCAAGAAGAUGAGCCGCCUCUGCCUCUCAGCAGCCUUCCUGGUCCUCCUGGGCACCCUGGUGCUCAGCACCCCGGUUGCCAAAAACUGUCCUAACCCACCCUCACUGCCUGCCUUCUGCCUGGAGCCUCCCUACACAGGACCCUGCAGGGCCUCGUUCCCCAGGUACUUCUACAAUGCCAGCUCUGGGUUCUGUGAGACCUUUACAUUUGGUGGCUGCAGAGGGAAGAAGAACAACUUCCCGGAUGAGGAGAAAUGCAUCUUCAUCUGCGGUCGCCCUCGUAAGAACUAG